GGCGGAAAAUAAAUUCAUCGUUUGAUCGAGAUUAUAACGGUCUGGGUCCUUGCUGUCCUUCUGAAAAGUGCACUUUGUUGUCGCGUGAUUCUCGUCCUUUGCGCCAAGAUGAACAGAAUUAUCCUCCAGCUCUUUGCAGUCGGGUUCUGCGUUGCACUCGGUCAAGCUCUCAAAUGUUACAAGUGUGACUUCGGCAUCGGGUCCCUGUGCAUAACCUCUGAAACCACAUGUGAAAGCGGAGAGCACUGCUUCAUCGGUUACGGAAAAGCAGCUGGCUUCGUGGACAUCAAGGUGAAGGGCUGUAUAGCGGAGGCCAAGUGCAACAAGACCGAAGAUACGACCUUCAAUGUCGCCGGCAGCAACGCCACCAUCUACACCUUGACAACCAAAUGCUGCAACACCGACCUGUGCAACGCCGCGCCGGGUCUCCCCGGGUCCUCCGGCCUGAGCCUGGCCCUGGCGAGCAUCUCUGCUUUGUUUGUGGCCACUUACGUGGUGUAACAGAAGACAAUGCAUGUGUCCAAAGUGCCUAAACUCACACUCUACAUAUUGUACACACACACACACACACACACACACACACAAGCGUGUUAUAUUGAUACUGAAUAUAUUCUCCUCAUGCAUGGGAGUUUGUUUUCCACACGGGCUUUGUGAUUACUGUCCUUUGAGGUGUAUUGUAUUUUCUGUUUCACACAACUGUUCAUGUCUGUUAAAACAUGCUUUUGUAUUUUUAUAUAUGCUUCUGCCCCCAUUUCCCUGUAAGUAAAUGCAAUGACAUACAAGCCUCAGUAUCGGUGUAUGACACAGAUAUUAACAUGGUCUCAGUUCAGCUCUGUGGAUGCAAUUGGCUGCAUCACACGUUACAUAUUUACCUGUAUAAUUAAACCAUUUCAAAGGUACAGGCUAGUUUAUCGCUACUUAGAGGAAUAGUUCAGCUCCAGACAGCAGAUGGUUAGACGGCUGGCCUAGCGUGGGUUUGUUUGUUAGCACUCUUAUAGCUGAUAAAUAACGCAUUAUAUUUUGUAUACUGUGUGUUGGAACAACAAAUUGUGAGUUUUAAUACUCAUCCAGGCUAAGUUUACCACCUUUAUGCUAAGCUAAGCUAAGCUAACCACCUUCUUGCUGUGGCGUCGUGUUCUUUUAAUUUAUUGCCUUUGUCCUAUUCAUAAAGUUCACAUUUCUACUUUUAUCCAUUUCAUAAAGCCAUUUGUGUCCAUUUUAUUUAGCUAACAUAAGUAAAUUCUUUAGUCCUUUUUGUUUUUUUGUUUUUUUUGUUUUUAUUUUAGUCUGACCCCAAACAACUCUACCCACUCCUGUUUGUGGCUGAGAAUAAAGUGAUUUGAAAGUUGUCGAUGUGAUAUCUCUCAAACUGACACAAGGCUGGCAAAAACAAGUUUCAAAAACAAGUUUUUUUCCAAUUGGUUAUCUAGAUUUAAAGAUGAGUAAAUAAAAGGUCAUUAAAUCAGGAAAGGUU
Mugil cephalus (flathead mullet) is the source of this 1474-nucleotide messenger RNA. RefSeq names its product sperm acrosome associated 4 like (gene spaca4l). Bases 109 to 501 code for a protein of 130 amino acids. Gene Ontology annotation, cellular component: membrane. Gene Ontology annotation, molecular function: transmembrane receptor protein serine/threonine kinase activity. The record is from RefSeq and is a predicted model, not a curated record. NCBI's taxonomy places the organism in Eukaryota, Metazoa, Chordata, Actinopteri, Mugiliformes, Mugilidae. The transcript has 3 exons.